This is a messenger RNA of Maudiozyma saulgeensis, 567 nucleotides long. Lineage: Eukaryota; Fungi; Ascomycota; Saccharomycetes; Saccharomycetales; Saccharomycetaceae. The record is from the annotation of a GenBank genome assembly.
AUGGGGUCCAAUAUGAUGAAGACUUUUUUUAAGCAAUCGAUGCAAAGGUUGUGUUUCCCAACGACGAUCAUUACUACAUCCUCUUACGCAGAUACGAUACCCAAAGACUUUCAUGGUCUAACAGUUUCUUCGAUGACCUCAUUAUCAGUAAGCCCGGCGCCUUUAUUACAGUUUAACGUUCAAACACCGUCAUUAUCCUCUAAGAAUUUGCACUCACAUGAUAUAUUUGCAGUACACCAACUUAAACCUGAAUUGGCAUCUAUUGAACUUGUAAGACGAUUUAGCAGAGGUAUUAAACACGGAGGUACUAAACCUUUUGUAGAAUUAGAUGAAAACAAGGAUUUUUCAAUUUAUAGAAAUGCAAUUUAUGAUUCAGAUAAAAGUGUACUUCCGAUUUUAAAAAAUGUUGAACGUGUGCUAAUAUGCAAGAAAAUAGAGAGUUUCCAUAUAGCAGACCAUGAAGUCUGGGUCGGGGAAGUUAUAGAUUGUAUUAUCGAAGAUGAUAAAAUAACUGGGGGUUUAUUACACUCUAAUGGCGAAUUUUAUAAGAUGGGUGAAAAACUUUAG